Eutrema salsugineum is the source of this 1556-nucleotide messenger RNA. RefSeq names its product la-related protein 6C. The record is from RefSeq and is a predicted model, not a curated record. The transcript has 10 exons. Gene Ontology annotation, biological process: RNA processing. NCBI's taxonomy places the organism in Eukaryota, Viridiplantae, Streptophyta, Magnoliopsida, Brassicales, Brassicaceae. The coding region runs from base 1 to 1392 and encodes 463 amino acids. Gene Ontology annotation, molecular function: mRNA binding. Gene Ontology annotation, cellular component: nucleus.
AUGGCGCAGAUGCAGCGAGAAGAGGUAGAAUCCGUCACAAAGGAGACGACGGAGAAGAAAUUACUACACGGAGGAGGCGGCGGCGGAUCUCAGGUAUCGUCAGCGUUCAAAUUCAACGCUCAGGCGCCGGAAUUCGUACCGCGAUCGCAUACUACCACCGCACCAACACCGCAGGUUUCUCCGAUCUCCGGUUACUUCUACCCUUGCUUCCAUUACAACGGCGGUUGCAUAGGAGGAUGCGGCGGCGGAGUUUGCGGCGGAGGAGGAGGAACCGGCGUCGGUUCUCAGUCUUCCGAUUGGAUCUUCGUCGGAGGAGGAGAUCCUUCUCAGCACCAACACCUUCACGAUCCAGCGGCUGCGUUUUACAUUUCGAAUCCGGCGGUUCAGUUUCCGGCGAAUCAGAACUCCUCUUCUUCGUCGAAGAAUUUGCUCUCCGACGAUCUCCGCCUCAAAAUCGUCAAACAGGUUGAGUACCAGUUCACGGACAUGAGUCUAUUAGCCAAUGAGUCCAUUUCAAAGCACAUAAGCAAAGACCCUGAAGGUUAUGUGCCCAUAUCUUAUAUCGCUUCGACGAAGAAGAUCAAGGCUUUGACGAGUAACCACCAUCUAGUUACAUUGGCUCUACGCUCCUCCUCAAAGCUCGUUGUGAGUGAAGACAGCAAGAAAGUUAAGCGUAAAAUUCCUUUUACUGACAGAGACAGAGAGGAAUUGCAGGCCCGGACUGUUGUUGCAGAGAAUUUGCCAGAUGAUCACUCUUACCAAAACCUUGAGAAGAUCUUUGGAGUUAUUGGAAAUGUCAAGGCGAUCCGUAUCUGUCAUCCUCCAGAGUCCACCUCCUCUCGUCCAAAAGGAGAUUUCUUGAUGAGCAACAAAAUUCACGCCCUUAUCGAGUACGACAACACUGUUAUAGCGGAUAAAGCUGUGGAGAAGCUGAACGAUGAAAGAAACUGGAGGAAAGGACUUCGUGUGAGGUUGCUUCUUAGAUGCUCGCCCAAAUCAGUCCUCAAAAACAGAAGAAACUUCGAUGGCAUCCUCAUCGAUGAUGAAAUCCCUUCCUAUGAAUCAGGAGAAGACUCCCCACGUCUCCAUUUAACCGAACAGCAGCUUGAUAACGACGGUGAUGACAACACUGUUAGUGGACUUUGGGGAAAAGGGAGAGGAAAAGGACGAGGGAGAUCUCCAAGAAGCUAUGCGGUAGGUGGAGGAGCAGGAGGACGUAGCUUCGGGAUUGGACUCGGACUCAGCCUCGGUUCUAUGUCACCGAGCCUAGGCCCACACGAGUCUUCGUCUCCAAAAACAGCAACGAAGGGACCAAGAAUGCCUGAUGGAACCAGAGGCUUCACCAUGGGACGUGGCAAACCUUCAAUCUCACUCUCACCUAACAAUCUCUGAAUAAUUCCCUUUCAACGAGACUACAAUUUAUUAUAUAAUAGAGAUAAAAGCUAUAGAGUUAACCAAAUAAUACAUGUGGGUUGGUUUUUUAAGAUAUGGGUUCACAGAAGCAAGGACAUGAUGGAGGAAGUCGCUAGCUAUAAUGUAUGAACUACAAAGGCAUG